UAUAAGACACAACUCUCACUUCAUACAAAACACAAAAAAAAAUCAUUCAAUCAAUCAACAAAACAAAACCCAGUAAAAAUUUCAAUCCUUUUUAACAAAAUCUUCAAUUGGGUAUAAGAAAGUUUCAAUCUUUUUCUUGUUAAGAUAAAGACAAAGAUCUGACAAAAACAGAAAGAUGUGUGGUGGUGCUAUUAUUUCCGACUUCAUUCCAGCUGCGGCGGCGGUGGGUGGUUCCCGCCGUGUCACUGCUGAUAUCUUGUGGCCAAAUUUGAGGAAAACUGGUUCCAAAAAAUCAUCUUUUUUGCUUGACGAUGAUUUUGAAGCUGGUUUCAGACAGUUUAAGGAUGAUUCUGAUUUCGAUGAAGACGAGGAUGAAGAUGACGAUGAAGGGUUGUUGGUCGGUGUCAAAGGUUUUACCUUUGCUGCUUCUAACAACAAAUCUUCAAGGAACUUCUCUCGUGGCUCGGCUGGUGCAAAAUCUGUGGCAUCGAAAUCAAAUGAGCAAGCUGAAAAGGAAUCGAAGAGAAAGAGGAAGAAUCAGUAUAGGGGUAUCCGCCAACGUCCAUGGGGAAAAUGGGCAGCUGAGAUCCGUGAUCCAAGGAAAGGAGUCCGUGUUUGGCUCGGAACUUUCAACACUGCUGAAGAAGCUGCAAGAGCUUACGAUGCUGAAGCUAGGAGAAUCCGUGGCAAGAAAGCCAAGGUGAAUUUCCCCGACGAGGCUCCAAAUGCUUCCUCAAAACGUCUGAAGACAAAUCCUGAUAACCAGCUGUUGAACAAAAAUCUGAACUCUUUCAAGCCGAAGGGAAACAACAAAAUGUUCAAUUUCAGCGAGAAUAUGGAGAACUUCUAUUCUCCUAUGGAUCAGGUUGAACAGAAACCAUUGGUUAACAACCAAUAUGGUGCUGCUGACAUCGGAGCCUUCGCUGGAAACGGAGUUCACCUUGCACCUGCUGAUGUUAAUGCUUAUUUCAGUUCUGAGCAUUCAAGCAACUCGUUUGAUUAUUCUGAUUUAUGUUGGGGGGAACAAGGCCCGAAAACCCCUGAGAUUUCCUCGGUGUUUUCUGCUCCUCUCGAAGCUGAACCUCAGAUGAACAUGCAGUCUAACAACUCUCAGGAUAUGCUACCUAUGCAAGCUGAAUCUGCAAAGACACUCUCUGAGGAGCUUGCAGAUAUCGAAUCCCAGCUGAAGUUCUUCGAGAACUCAUUCGAUGAUAACUGGAGUGAUGCUUCACUUGCGUCUUUGCUCGGUGCUGAUGUAACUCAGGAUGCUGGAAACACAAUGAACCUUUGGAGCUUUGAUGACCUGCCUUCCAUCGCAGGCGGAGUUUUCUGAACAACUUUCGCCUCACCGGUUAUGUAAAUAAAGCUACAAGAUUGUUGGUUUUAUUUUUAUAUUGUUGAUGGAAUCAGAAACAAGAACAAGUUACCAGCUUUAAUUAAGCGUGGAGUUUUAUUCUCUUGUGGCAAAAAUAAAUUAUUUAUAGGUUUUUAUUAGGUAUCAUUUGUCUUGUCAAAAACCUUUUUAAGGAUUUUUAUGUUUGAUGUUUAUAAGGAUAAGGAUGUUUAUGGAUUAUAUAAUUGUAAACUUGCUUGGUUUUCAUUAUGACAAUUUUAUCAUUAUGAUUUUUAUGACAAA
Trifolium pratense (red clover) is the source of this 1636-nucleotide messenger RNA. RefSeq names its product ethylene-responsive transcription factor RAP2-2-like. Lineage: Eukaryota; Viridiplantae; Streptophyta; Magnoliopsida; Fabales; Fabaceae. Gene Ontology annotation, molecular function: DNA binding; DNA-binding transcription factor activity. The record is from RefSeq and is a predicted model, not a curated record. Bases 176 to 1333 code for a protein of 385 amino acids. The transcript is spliced from 3 exons. Gene Ontology annotation, biological process: ethylene-activated signaling pathway; regulation of DNA-templated transcription.